GUCUUCCAGCAAGCCGCCGCGCCGCUCGUGACACUCGGGAGCACGUAGACCGUUUCUUUUGCCGCAGAUCUGAUUGUCGACGUGUUAGCCGUCGACCGUGCGAGGGGGACGGGAGGAGGGACGGCGGCCCGAGAGAGAAGACGGAGCCGGUAACGGUACCAACUAGCUGCGGCUACGGGUAUUGUCGACUUAUCGCCCUGCCUCCCGCUGCUAGCCGAAGUUCCUCAUCUGCCCCUCGACGCGGGACUUGGUAGAAUCAGCUAGCUUAAAAGGCGCCGAGGGGGGUGGAUACAUGUCCGCCUCUCAACCGCCACGACAGGGACAUCUUGCAGUUCAUGUUUCGUCAAGAGGUCGGUGUGACGUCUUUUAUUCCAUCCUGUUCGCAUCUUUUCCAACACGAGAAGAGGAAUAUGUCGAGAUAUAACAUUUACAGCCUGUUGGACUGGAUCUACGGCGGGGUGGACCCGAAGUUUGAGGGCAACGGGGGCCCCGAGUGCGCCGCCUUCAUCUCGCCCCAACAGCGCGUCAGCGAGAGUCUGGUCAUCGUCCUCAUCUCCGUGGUGGAGAUAUGCGUGGCGCUGCAGAAGAUCAACCUCUCCAAAGAGCUCAGGGGGGUGGGGAAGGAGAGCGCGAGGGCGAAGGAGGACAGCAUGGGCAAGAACCUGUUGCUGGUGGCCCUCUGCAUGACUUUUGGAGUGGAGGUCGGGUUCAAGUUCGCGACCAAGACCGUGAUCUAUCUGCUGAACCCCUGCCAUGUCAUGACGAUGGUUCAGAUCUUCCUGCUGGCCUGCCCGCCGUGUAAAACAGCAAUGGUUUUAUUUAGGCUGCAGGUGCACAUGCUGAACGGCGCGUUACUGGCUUUAAUAUUCCCAGUAGUCAACACCAGACUGCUUCCGUUCGAGAAGGAGAUCUACUACAUCCAGCACUCCAUGUUGUACCUGGUGCCCCUUUACCUGUUCAGGAAAGGAGGUGUGUACAAGCCGGAGCCUCUGGGGGACAUGUGGUGGGCACUGCUCUCCACCGGCAUCCUGUUCCUCUACCACUUCCUCUUCCUGCAGGUCCUCGGCUUGGCGACCGAGGUCAACCUGAACAACAUGCUGUGCCCCGCCGUGUCCGACCCCUUCUACGGGCCCUGGUACCGGGUGUGGGCGACGGGCCACCAGACCCUGCUGACCCUCGUGCACGGGAAGGCCCUCACGCUCCUCUCGCACCACACAGGCUCGGCGUGCCGCGGCCUGAAGGACGCGCUCCGAUUGCGCGGCAAGAAGGUCGACUGAAUGUCCGCGAGGACACCACACAGAACUAGCCUUUCAUUCAAAAUGCCUGCUCUUUGAGAUUUUUUUAUUUUAUUUUUCAAACAUUCUAAUGUAUCUUUUAAGACUUACUAUCUGUUUCAAUGAAAGAAGCGAAUAAAUACGCCGUUCUUUUAGUGGUGGUGGCGGAGGCUUGCUUUCACACGCAUGAGCGUUUCAAGCCUGGAAGUUCACAUUGUGCAGUUAGGCGGAUUUAGCCUUUUUUUUAUACAAUUUUAAGAAACAACAGAAGUGACUUUUGGGGAGACUUCUCACGCUGCCUUUUUGUAAAUGUGAAAUUUCAAGGACAGGAUAUCGGAGUCACUCAAAUGUCUAUACUGACCUGCAGUUGUUACUUUUAGUUCUGAACGUCGUAGUCAUGGUCCGGUCUCAAGUGCAUUUUCAAACCGAUUGAAUGUGUGAGCUGUUGUAAAAGUUAUUGCCGGUUUAAUGUUGGAAGAUUUGGUUUGUCAUGAACGAGUACCUCUCAUGACUGAAAAUAACCCAGUAAUUUCAUAAUACGAGUGAGACAUCUCACUCAUAUUACUCAGAGAGCCGGGGUUAUGUAAAUAACCUAGUUAUUUAUGGCGGCCCUCGGUUCCUCUUUCUCCACACAUGUACUGUUAAAGCAAUUUGGCCUCCUGUGCGUUUGUGUCUCCAGGCUGUUUAGAUCAUUCCAGUUGUGAUAAUCAGGGAACAUGAAGAUGUGUUGCGAUAAAUCAGUUCAAUAAACAAAAUGCAUCGGAUGAUCCUUUGAGGUCACCAUUCGCCCGUAUUAACCAGCAUUGGCAAUAUUGAAGUCAUGGUAUAUCAUUUCAAGUGUAUAGGGUGUGUAUUACUGUAUUUCACUAUCAAAAAAGGGAUAAAACAAGCUUUUGUAUUUCUAUUGGUUCCUGUGUAUGUGCUGUAUUUACAAUAAAAGUGGUUACAGUUAACCAAG
Molecule: messenger RNA, 2232 nt
Organism: Gasterosteus aculeatus aculeatus (three-spined stickleback)
Lineage: Eukaryota; Metazoa; Chordata; Actinopteri; Perciformes; Gasterosteidae
Gene: tmem164
Product: transmembrane protein 164
Source: RefSeq, a predicted model, not a curated record